UACAGUGUGGACACGAUGGCGCUACUCGGGAUUUGUGUUGCUGUGGCCGUGUUUUUGGAGGCCGUCUCUGCUGCUUCGCUGGGAGUGGUGUACACGGAGGGGGGCAUGGUGGAGGGGCAGAACAUCCGUCUGGGCUUCCGCAGACACAUGGAUGUGUUCAGGGGCAUUCCCUUUGCUGACAUCCCCGGACGCUUCGAGAAACCCAAACGUCACCCAGGCUGGGACGGUCUGUUGAAAGCGAAAGAGUUCAGACCGCGUUGCCUUCAGUUAAACCUGAUCAUGACCGACACCAGAGGCUCUGAGGACUGCCUCUACCUCAACAUCUGGGUCCCUCAUGGCAGCCAAGUCUCCACCAACCUGCCUGUGAUGGUGUGGAUCUAUGGAGGGGGCUUCCUGGUGGGGGGCUCCAUGGGGGCUAACUUCCUGGACAACUACCUGUACGAUGGACAGGAGAUUGCAGACAGGGGGAAUGUCAUCGUGGUUACGCUGGGAUAUCGUGUGGGAACCCUGGGCUUCCUGAGCACCGGAGAGUCUGAUCUGCCGGGAAAUUACGGACUGUGGGACCAGCAGGCUGCCAUCGCCUGGGUGCACAGGAACAUCCGCUCCUUUGGAGGAGACCCCAACAACAUCACCCUCUUUGGAGAGUCUGCAGGGGGCGCUAGUGUCAACUUCCAGACCCUGACUCCUCACAACAAGGGCCUGGUCCGCAGAGCCAUCUCUCAGAGCGGGGUGGCCCUGUGUCCCUGGGGUGUCAUCAAGAACCCACGAAAGUUCGCUGAGGAGGUGGCUGCGAAGGUGAACUGUCCCACUGACAGCAGGAUGGCAGCCUGUCUCAAGAUGACUGACCCUGUGCUCCUAACCAUGGCCGGGACACUCAACACGGAAAGCUCCACCGCCCAUCCUCUGGUGGAGAACCUGGUUCUGUCUGCGGUGGUGGAUGGGGACUUCCUGCCGGACCACCCCUCAAAGCUGUUCCACAAUGCGGCUGAGAUUGAUUACAUCGCCGGGGCCAACGACAUGGACGGACACAUCUUCACUGCCAUUGACAUCCCUUCCCUCAACUCCAUGCUGGUGGACACGCCCAUUGAAGAACUGAAGACACUGCUGGGCUCAUACACCAGAGACAAAGGAAAGGCUGGAAUGGAGAACGGUUUCUCCACCUACACUGCCAACUGGGGCACCAACCCGGACCGCGAGACCAUCAAGAAGACCGCUGUGGCCAUCGGGACAGACUACAUCUUCCUGGUGCCCACUCAGGCUGCUCUGUACCUCCACGCCAAACAUGCUACGACUGGCCGCACUUACUCGUACUUGUUGACUGAGCCCAACCGCAUGGGGGGCCUGAUCACACCCUACCCCAGCUGGAUGGGGGCAGACCACAUGGACGACCUGCAGUUUGUGUUUGGGAAGCCCUUCUCCUCUCCUCUGGGAUACUGGCCCAGGCACAGGGACCUGUCCGGAUACAUGAUCGCAUACUGGACCAACUUCGCCAAAACUGGAAACCCAAACCAGGGCGACUCGAAGGUCCCUGCCACCUGGCCACAGUUUGAAAGCGACGGACACAAGUACCUGGAGAUCCACCACGACAUGAACCAGAACUACGUGCAUCAGAAAAUGAGGAUGCGCUUCGUGCACUUCUGGGCCAGCGUCCUGCCCAGCCUGCCCGACAUGACUGAACAGUCUGAAUGAAAAGUCUGAAUAGAACUGAUAUACCCCACUAUACACUGUCCUACACCGUACACACCAAUAAACAGUUUCAUGCAUUCCUGAGUUAUUUUUGAAUGCU
Periophthalmus magnuspinnatus is the source of this 1786-nucleotide messenger RNA. RefSeq names its product bile salt-activated lipase. Lineage: Eukaryota; Metazoa; Chordata; Actinopteri; Gobiiformes; Gobiidae. Gene Ontology annotation, cellular component: cell surface; synapse; postsynaptic specialization membrane. The coding region runs from base 16 to 1689 and encodes 557 amino acids. The record is from RefSeq and is a predicted model, not a curated record. Gene Ontology annotation, molecular function: sterol ester esterase activity; triacylglycerol lipase activity; signaling receptor activity. The transcript is spliced from 11 exons. Gene Ontology annotation, biological process: neuron cell-cell adhesion; synaptic vesicle endocytosis; chemical synaptic transmission.